Molecule: messenger RNA, 576 nt
Organism: Diceros bicornis minor
Lineage: Eukaryota; Metazoa; Chordata; Mammalia; Perissodactyla; Rhinocerotidae
Product: ral guanine nucleotide dissociation stimulator-like
Exons: 8
Coding region: 94-576 (160 amino acids)
Biological process (GO): Ras protein signal transduction; positive regulation of GTPase activity
Cellular component (GO): plasma membrane
Molecular function (GO): guanyl-nucleotide exchange factor activity
Source: RefSeq, a predicted model, not a curated record
UUAAAGGAGACGUGGAGACGGGUGUCCAGGAGGAACUGCCAAAAAUUUAAAACCUUGUGCAAAACGGACCAGCGGGAGAGCAGGAAGCUGCUCAUGGAGGAGGUGAACUCUGUGUGGGCCACCCUGCAGAUGGACCCCCAGGGAGCCCAGGAGAGGCAGCAGCAGCAGGGUGUCAUCCCCUUCCUGGGCACGUUCCUCAAUCACCUGAAACUGCUGGACAUUGGGAUGGAGGAUGAUCUACAAGGAAAUCUGGUGAACUUCCAGAAAUGGCGUGAGAAAUACAAAGUCAUUAGGAAGAUCCAGCUGCUCCAGCAGGCUGCAAGUGAAUAUGACCUGAAUCCCGAGGAGCGAUUUGGGGCCUGGUUCCAGGCCAUGGAGCCCCUCAGUGUUGAUGAGAGCUACUGCCUCUCCUGCCGGCUGGAGCCUGCACACCAGAAGGCGAGCAAAGUGCGGCUCUUCAGGAGAAAGAGGAACCGGACAUCCUCCAGUUCAGGGCCGACCACCGUGCCCUUGGCAAGGAGCCAUAACCCUCUGGAGACCACAAGUUCAGCUCCUCCUGAGCAGCAGGGCCACUGA